AUGGACUUGAAAAGAAAGUUGGAAAAAGAAGGUGCUUUUGAAUUUGGUAGUUUGUCUAAUAAUGUCAUAUUAGUUGGCCACUCUAUGGGUGAUUUUGUUGCUAGAGCUACAGUUGUGUACCCUAAUUUGAUAAAGUCAUCAGUUAAAAUUGUUCUCACUUUAUCAACUCCACAUCAAUACGUUCUUUUCUUCUCGUUCUCGUGUUGUCCGCUCCUCGUUCUUCUCUUCUCUCUGUCGUUCAUCGAUCUCCAAAGCAGUCGACGAUCUUCCUCCAAAGCCGUCGGCGAUCUUCCUCCAAGCCGACGAUCUUCUCUGUCGGCGUCUCCUUUCUCCCUCUCCGACCAGAUAAUGGACAAAAACCUCACCACUAUUGUUGAUUGUGAAACAUCUUUAAAGAUGAAAAAACCAAAAUUUAGGGCACAACAAGAAUCCUACAAUCUCAUACAAGGUGAUACUAGUAGUGAAGUUUACGAAGAAGGUCCAAGUACACGUCGCACGAGUGAUGAUGAUUUAUAUAUGGCAGUGAUACGAGAUAUUAUUGCACAAGAUAUAAUCACAUUGCGAAGAUGA
Molecule: messenger RNA, 570 nt
Organism: Lactuca virosa
Lineage: Eukaryota; Viridiplantae; Streptophyta; Magnoliopsida; Asterales; Asteraceae
Source: the annotation of a GenBank genome assembly